Messenger RNA from Diabrotica balteata, 619 nucleotides. The record is from the annotation of a GenBank genome assembly. NCBI's taxonomy places the organism in Eukaryota, Metazoa, Arthropoda, Insecta, Coleoptera, Chrysomelidae.
UUUUAAUUGUCAUAUUUAUAAACAAUAUCCUGAAAGAUAAAUAUUGUUUUUUAUAUUUAUUUAUUAUAUAAUAAAAUAUGCCAAAAGUACGACGAAGUAAAAAACCUCCUCCUGAGGGUUGGGAACUGAUAGAACCCACAUUAGACGAGUUAGAACAAAAAAUGAGAGAAGCCGAAACAGAAUCACAUGAAGGUAAACGGAAAAAUGAAUCAUUGUGGCCAAUUUUCAAAAUCCAUCAUCAGAAAUCCAGAUAUAUAUUUGAUCUUUUUUAUAGAAGAAAAGCAAUUAGCAGGGAACUAUACGACUAUUGUCUUGAGGAAAACAUUGCAGAUAAAAAUUUAAUAGCGAAGUGGAAGAAGCAAGGAUAUGAGAGUCUUUGUUGCCUAAGAUGUAUUCAAACAAGAGACACUAACUUUGGAACAAACUGUAUUUGUCGUGUACCUAAAUCUAAGUUAGAAGAAGGAAGGAUUGUCGAAUGUGUGCACUGUGGGUGCAGAGGUUGUUCAGGAUAGUUUUUAAUUAAAUAUUUAUGUUCAAGGAUGUAUUUUAUGGGUGGUUUUUAUUUAAUUUUGUAAUUAAUAACUAAAGAUCAAUACUUAGUAGAGUAAAAUUGUGAACU